AUGCUUCAUGAAGAUAUGGUCAUCUGUGAGCUCCAGUUCAAAAUGCAAGGCUUUAAGAAAAGCACUUUCAGAGGGUACAGGCAUGUGUUGACCCGUUGAAGGUUUUAGCAUGCACUUCAACAGCAGGAUCAUAUCUGAGGAGCCACACUGCUCGCAAAGCUAUUGCGGCGCCGACGCGGCGCUAAAGGGAACCCGUCAGCUGCGGAGGGGCGGCCACGGCCAGGGAGGAGCCGGCAGUUGCGCGCGGCGGCGACUGCCCGGCGCAAGCCCAUUUCCGGCGGGUGGAGGCGGUGCCGCGGCGGCUGGUGCUGCUGGGGCUGUGGAGCACAAUGGGCGGCAUCGGCGAGCUGGCGGUGGGCUGCUGAAGGAGGUGCUCUGCCGCCCUCCCUGCGGCCAUGGCUACCACGGCCGAGCUCUUCGAGGAGCCUUUUGUGGCAGAUGAAUACAUUGAACGCCUGGCAUGGAGAACACCGGGAGGAGGUUCCAGAGGUGGAGAAGCCUUUGAUCCAAAAAGAUUACUGGAAGAAUUUGUAAAUCAUAUCCAAGAAUUACAGGUAAUGGAUGAAAGGAUUCAGAGAAAGGUGGAGAAACUAGAACAGCAGUGCCAGAAGGAAGCAAAGGAAUUUGCCAAGAAAGUACAAGAGCUGCAGAAAAGCAACCAGGUUGCCUUCCAGCAUUUCCAAGAACUAGAUGAGCACAUCAGCUAUGUAGCAACUAAGGUCUGUCACCUUGGUGACCAACUGGAGGGGGUAAACACGCCACGGCAACGGGCUGUGGAGGCUCAGAAGCUGAUGAAAUACUUUAAUGAGUUUCUGGAUGGAGAGCUGAAGUCUGAUGUUUUUACAAACUCUGAAAAGAUUAAAGAGGCAGCUGAUAUUAUUCAAAAACUACACUUGAUUGCACAGGAACUGCCUUUUGACAGGUUUUCUGACGUAAAAUCAAAGAUAGCAAGUAAGUACCAUGACUUAGAGUGCCAGCUAAUUCAGGAGUUUACCAGUGCACAGCGGAGAGGCGAAAUCUCCAGAAUGAGAGAAGUGGCAGCAGUUUUGCUUCAUUUCAAGGGCUAUUCCCAUUGUGUUGAUGUCUACAUAAAACAGUGUCAAGAGGGUGCAUUCCUGAGGAAUGAUGUCUUUGAAGAUGCAGCCAUUCUCUGCCAACGAGUGAAUAAGCAAGUUGGAGAAGUCUUUAGCAAUCCAGAGACUGUACUAGCCAAACUCAUUCAAAAUAUCUUUGAAGUUAAACUUCAGUGUUAUGUAAAGGACCAGCUGGAAGAACACAGGAAAUCAGAUGCAGAGCAGUAUCUUAAGAAUCUCCAUGAUCUAUAUACAAGAACUACUAAUCUGUCAAGCAAAUUGAUGGAAUUUAACUUGGGUACUGAUAAGCAGACUUUCUUGUCUAAGCUUAUCAAAUCCGUUUUCAUUUCCUACUUGGAGAAUUACAUUGAGGUGGAAAUUGGUUAUUUGAAAAGUAGGAGUGCUAUGAUUCUGCAACGCUAUUAUGAUUCCAAAAACCACCAGAAAAGGUCCAUUGGCACUGGAGGGAUCCAGAUCCACAAAAGGACUGAAGCAAAACUAAGUAUUCAAGACCUCAAAGAGAGAAUAAGGCAACGUACAAACUUACCACUGGGGCCAAGUAUUGACACGCACGGAGAAACUUUUCUGUCACAAGAAGUGGUGGUUAACCUUUUGCAAGAAACUAAACAAGCUUUUGAAAGAUGUCACAGGCUCUCUGAUCCAUCUGACUUACCGAAGAAUGCUUUCAGAAUUUUUUCUAUGCUUGUAGAUUUUUUAUGUACUGAACACAUUGAUUAUGCUUUAGAAACAGGCCUCGCUGGCAUUCCCUCUUCUGAUUCAAAGAACGCAAAUCUUUAUUUCUUGGAUGUUGUCCACCAGGCCAAUACUAUUUUCCAUUUAUUUGACAAGCAAUUCAAUGAUCAUCUGAUGCCAUUGAUCAGUUCUUCUCCUAAAUUAUCUGAAUGUCUUCAGAAGAAAAAGGAUAUCAUUGAACAAAUGGAAGUGAAGCUGGAUAUGGGCAUUGAUAGGACACUGAAUUGUAUGAUUGGACAGAUGAAACACAUCUUGGCUGCAGAGCAAAAGAAGACAGAUUUUAAACCAGAAGAUGAAAACAAUGUUUUGAUUCAAUAUACUAAUGCUUGUGUUAAAGUCUGUGGCUAUGUUAGAAAGCAGGUGGAAAAAAUUAGAAAUUCUAUGGAUGGCAAGAAUGUGGACACAGUUUUAAUGGAGCUUGGAGUUCGUUUUCAUCGACUUAUUUAUGAACACCUACAGCAAUAUUCGUACAGUUGCAUGGGAGGCAUGUUAGCUAUAUGCGAUGUGGCUGAAUAUAGGAAGUGUGCCAAAGACUUCAAGAUUGCGCUGGUGUUACAACUCUUUGAUACCUUGCAUGCACUUUGCAAUCUUCUGGUUGUAGCCCCAGAUAAUUUAAAGCAAGUUUGCUCAGGAGAACAACUUGCUAAUUUGGACAAGAACAUCCUUCACUCCUUUGUUCAGCUGCGUCUUGAUUAUAGGUCUGCUCGUCUUGCUCGUCACUUCAGCUGAGAGUGUGGAAAGAAGUGCUGUACCUUUGGGCAGGCCUCAGUUGUUAGAAAGUGCAGGGAAUUGUUUCUUAUCAAACCAUGAUUGUAAAUUCUGUUGGGAUGAUGACUGUUCAGAAUAAAGCAGCAGCCAUAUUUAAACAUGACUAUGUAGAAGGUGAGCAGAUAAAAAUCUGAAUAUUUCAUGUACGCUAAAGUUCUCCCAGUGAAGAAUUUUGCAAAUCCACUUGCUACUGAUUCUUUUUAUUUUUUUUGUUUAUUAGAAACAUGUCAGUGUAGGAAAGCAAGUCGUGCAUUGAAAGAAUGUUAUUCUUCAGUAUUGAAUUAUCAGAUGUUUGUUAGACUUGAACUACAGAGAUAGUGUAGGUAAUGGACUACAUAGAAUAGACCAGUGUAAAAACAUUCUUCAUCAAUUUCAAUGACUUGGAACUCAGCACAGCUAAUCAUAAUCAAAUUAUUUUUGAUUGAUGUUUCUAAGUCAUUUCUUUCGUUUAAAACGUUAUCCUGCUCAAUGUAAUUUCUUGCUCUAAUUAAUUAGCUUGGAAUUUCCUUGAGAUGUAGGAGUAAAAGCACCACUAACCCAGAAAGAUGUAAUUUAUUCAUUGUGUAGCAUUCUAAACAAAACUGAAGUGGUGGAAAGUUUUGGGAGGGAGGGGAAUUGAUUCUUUGACUUUUUUUGUACCUUAUAGUUAAGGGCCCACCUGAAUGUAUUGGCAUUGUAUAAUCUGACAUUACUGUUUGUUUGAUACUGGUACACUGAAUUUUAUAUAUGCUCUUGAAGUAAAUGCAGCUGCCUUGCCUAAAGCAUUCUUAUUACAAGGUGAAGGUGCCCAUUGCUGGAUUAAUGUCAGAACUUUCUCCUGUCUCUCAUUUUGUGUGUAAAUAAAUUCAAAUUAUAAAGAA
This is a messenger RNA of Pezoporus occidentalis (night parrot), 3454 nucleotides long. RefSeq names its product exocyst complex component 5 (gene EXOC5). Gene Ontology annotation, biological process: Golgi to plasma membrane transport; exocytosis. Lineage: Eukaryota; Metazoa; Chordata; Aves; Psittaciformes; Psittacidae. The transcript has 20 exons. Bases 396 to 2555 code for a protein of 719 amino acids. The record is from RefSeq and is a predicted model, not a curated record. Gene Ontology annotation, cellular component: exocyst; cytoplasm.